UGAAGUGCUGGGGGUUUUUAAAAUGGUUUCUGGUGCUUCUUUCUUCAUUCUUUCUUUGUUGGGCGUGGGUCUUGAAACUAUGGAAGAAAGGAGAACAACCCCAAGUUUGACAUGAACAAAAUUAAAUAUGUUUAGCUUCGUGCUAUAGUGGUGUGUUUUAAGUGGGUGCUGAUGAGUGAGAACGCAAACCCAUGAAGAUAAUUUCCUGCUUCUUUCCACUUUUUCCCUUUUGUUGAUGUGGCAGCUGAGAAAAGAAAGCCCCUUCAAAAGUGUAAAACCUUUUUUGUUUCUUUGCAGGGUUCAAGGUUUAUUUUGCAACUUGGAGUUGUCCUCUUGUGUUCUCUGGUUCAAGGUUUAUUUUGCAACUUGGAGUUGUCCUCUUGUGUUCUCUGGUUCAAGGUUUAUUUUGCAACUUGGAGUUGUCCUCUUGUGUUCUCUGGUUCAAGGUUUAUUUUGCAACUUGGAGUUGUCCUCUUGUGUUCUCUGGUUCAAGGUUUAUUUUGCAACUUGGAGUUGUCCUCUUGUGUUCUCUGUUCUCAGCAACUAUGUCAGUUGAAAUGUUGCUCCCGGAAGUCAAGCCAGGAAUAGGAAUGUGGUCAUGCCGCCUUACGGUUGUUGAAAAACACAACGUACGCACAGCGAAAAAUUCCCCUAUGAAAUUCAUGCACUUCAUACUGAUGGAUGUUGCGGGAAACAAGGUGCAGGCAGCUGCAUUCCAGGGGGACAUUGCUGUGAUUGAUCAACGUCUUGCUUUGCACUCAACCUACCUUAUCUCAAAUGCUUUUGUAAAGCCAGCCACUGAUCUGCGAUACUGUGUUGAUCUUAAUUACCAGUUUGUUUGGACAUUCACGCGAAGAACCCUCAUUCAGGAUGUUACUCCUGAAGAUGCCAUUGAUUGCGCCCUUCUCCUUGAGGCAGGGACUAAGCCUUUUCGUGAUUUCUAUGACUGCCACUUGCGUAAUGAAAAAAUAAGUGCUCUGGCUGCAGUUGUUCAGAAAUUGCCUCGUGCAUUCAUUGUGACGGAUGGACAUCAGAAACCUGCUUGGGACAUCGUUCUCAUUAAUGAGGAGUGUAUCCCCGUUCCUCUCACUCUCUAGGAAGAUUUUGUCACCAGUCAUGGAACUGAAAUUGAACGACUUCUCGAAGAGGGGGAUCACCCACUGGUUCUCAUUGAAAGGAUUGUUGUCAACCUUUUUCAAGGCCUCACUCUGGCAACCAGAUUUGAUACCCGUUUGGAACUCAAUCCAACUGGUGAACGUGCGCUGUUGUUAAAGAAGUGGCUUGUUGAAAAUGUCCACAAAGUUGAUCAAAUGAUGCUAGAGAAGGUCUAUGAGGAUGCUCUUAGUGCUCUAGCCAAACCUUUGUCCCAGCCUCACACGCCUGUUGCUGGGCUGGAAGCAAAAUUAAAUGAGAUUCCUGUUGAGUGGGUGUUGGGAAAGUUCAUUCUAAUGGACACUUCAGAUGAUGGUUUCUACGUGGGUUGUGACUAUUGUAACAUAAGGGUUUAUGCCAUGGAAGGGGUGACUUUUGAAUGCAUGUUCUGUGGUCAGAAAAAAGGGAAAUCAGUUAAGAGGUUCCGGCUUGAUGCUUCACUGAGUGAUGGAACCUCUAGCGUUCCCGUGACUCUCUUCACAGCGGACAUUCUGUCCCUAUUUGAAUUCGUGCACAUGGACGUAGAAGACACCGUUGAUCUCGAGGCAUUUGACGCAAAACUGCAAAAAAUUGACAUUAUCGCUGGCGUGAAACGCACUAAAUUUAAUGAAGAGCGAGCCCAAGGGAACCCGUACACUGUAGUGUGUGUCGCUGAACCAAAACCUUUCACAGAUGCUGUUGGCAAGGACAAAAUUGCCCCGCCAGGACCCAUUUUGCUCCCCAAAGCGAAAAAAAGCCUGAACUUUGAGACUGUCAAAGAUCUGCCUGUGCAUGGAACUACUCCUACUGAUGAGCCACUCACAAACCAGCGUGCCAGAAAGCGCAAAUUGUCCGACUCAUAGAUUAUGUUGCCCAUUUGCCCGGUCGUGGGGAUUCCCAGCUGCGUCUGCUCUUAGUUCUUUGGUUGUGCUGCUUGUAUAUAUUUUUUGUUGCCUUGAAGGCUUGUUUUGCUGAAACAUUCGUGGUCUAUAAUUGGUGGCGAGUUGGUCUAUACAAUUGGCUUACUCGCUGCUCAAUUAUUAGUGUCCACGGCCCCUCCCCAAACUUGGUUCUCUGUACAUGCGGUGUUCUUUUUGCACAAGUUACU
Cuscuta epithymum is the source of this 2239-nucleotide messenger RNA. The record is from the annotation of a GenBank genome assembly. Lineage: Eukaryota; Viridiplantae; Streptophyta; Magnoliopsida; Solanales; Convolvulaceae.